GAAAAAGUCAAAAGAGCGCCAUGAUGUUGCGGAUGAUGGCGGCACUGGUGAGGCGGCGACGGGUGUCACAUUGUCAUGGGAGUGUGAGAACGGCCCUGUUCUCCAUGAAGAAGACCUCAAGCUCACUUGACAAUACAUUGCAUGAGGAAUGGAGACAGAUGCAAUCGUCCUUGCCUUCGGUCGACGAGGCCCUUCGGAUGUGGGAACGUAGUUGCACCGAAGACGUCGACCUGCUUCCGCAGGUGUGGCGUACGCUUGAAGCACAUUACCCCGAGGGUAUUCCACAGGUGCUGCUCGCAUCAACCCUUGCUGCUUUGUGGUCCAAGCGCAAGUUUACCGAUAUCAUCGCCAUGGCGCCACUAGCAACCGCGUCAACGCUCAGUUCAGACGUCGUGGACUUCGUUGUGCGUGCUCACUGUGCUCAGAACGAUAUUCAAGGCGCGGAAACCUUCCUCGCUGCCUCCUCUCAUGCGUCGAAUAUGACGCUGCAGUCCCGUCUCGUCCUCGCAUAUGCGUCGCAGCGCGACAUUUCGCGCGUCAAGUCCAUCAUCUUACAGCACAUCGUCGAACAGCCCACGCACAUGUGGAACGCGCAGAGCUGCCGCAACGUCAUGAGUGCGUUGGGUCAACUCCGAGAUGUGCCAAGCAUGUUUGAGUUCCUUCGUCGCAUGACCGAUCGAGGAGUCGAGGCCGACUGCUUCAUCGUCGCUUCCCUUCUCGAGGCGUGCGUCGCCACCGCCAACGCCGCCGACGCGACCCGCGUCCUCGCCAACGUUCCCGCGCUCAACCUCGCUCCUCAUCCCACGUUGUGUCAUGCCGUCCUUCGUGCGCACGUGCUCCUGGGACACUUCCAAGCUAUCCCUUCCGUCCUUGAUGAACUGCACAUGCUGCCGCCGCAUCCGUCCACGCCGCGCAUCCUUCGUCACGUCUGUUCUGCGGCCAUUGAAGCCCAGCACUACGACGUCGCUUGCGCGAGUCUGGCCUCUCCCGACCAAUUCCCACACGUCGUCCAACAUGCGUCCCCUCGCGACGUCCCUGCUAUCGUGCAAGCUGUAUCCUCAUGGAAAUCCCUCACGACAGCGCAAUGGACGUCCCUUCUCCACGACGCGUCUCAAGCUGGCCACUUCGACUUGGCGCUGCAACUGUUUUUACUGUGUCCCGCGCCGCCGGAUGCGUCCAUGCUCGCUGCCGUGGAUUAUGCAUGUCAACAUGUCCAUGCUUCGUCCCCCGUCGCGGCCGCGGUGGCGAGCAAGUGCGCCAACCACCUCAAGACCUCCUCGUCCCUCUUGACCAGCACCAGAGUCGCCCUCGUGACCAUCAUUUGCAUCCGUCUGAAUCUCCCGCAUCUCAUCGCCCAAGUGCUCUCGUCGCCGUCGACUGGCAAGCUGGAAUUGCUGGUCACUGGCCUCCAAGUUGCACACAAACGUCGUGACAAACGAGCGCUGCGAACAUUCUACUUGGCCGCGCCGCCCUCUGUCCGCGUCGAUCCCCGCGUCCACCAGAUCUUCCAUGCGUCCAGCGCCGACAUGGACAUGCCGAUCCUGCCGCCGUCGGUAAACAAAGUACUCGGCUUGGUGCAAGCCAAGGACUACCGCAAGGCCAUCGCGCACUUGACCAGACACCCGAUCCACCAUCCAGCAACAUGGGACGCGUUUCUCAGCCACUUGGUGCCUCCCCUCGACCCCGAUCCCCGUUGCGCUGCAACUACACCCGCCGAAUGGUCCUUUGCCAUCGACGCGUGCCUUCUCCACAACCGCAAUGUGCAAGCGAUCGAUCUGUUUGUCGGCCGGAUGCUGUCGACGCCGACACAUCGCUCCGUGUUUGUCCCGAAGCCGACGGCGUUGCUCCAGUUGGAAACGGCCUGCCGUCGACUGAGCGUUGCUGAGCAACGCCAUCUCCACACCACAAAGUUGCUGCAAGUGCUCAUGGACCAGUUUGCCGCGUGUCCGCGCGCAUUUCCCGUGUCCGCGCGCGUGGGGCUCAUGCGCGUCGGACUGCUGCUGAGGUCCCCCCAAUUGACGUUGCUCGUGCUCCCCGAGAAAUGCCAUCAAUGGGAUUUUACCAUGCUCAAGAUGGUCAUCACGGCGGCCAGUGAGACCCACCAGGUCGAAGAAAUGUUUCGGAAAGCACCGGCGUCGUUGCAAAUCAAGUUGCUGCGUGAGUAUCGCCGCCGUGGGCAGUGGAAGGAAGCGCCGGUCAACAUGGACGUCCUCCCGCGCCUGCUGGACGCUGGGGCGUUCGGCGAUGUGCUUCGAUUGCGAACCAUGCUGCCUGUGCAUGUGCAUCACCUGCAGUCGCAUGACAGAUGGAACGAGUUCCUGGAUACGUUGGCGCCGCAGAUACCAUGA
Molecule: messenger RNA, 2348 nt
Organism: Aphanomyces astaci
Lineage: Eukaryota; Oomycota; Saprolegniomycetes; Saprolegniales; Verrucalvaceae
Exons: 9
Coding region: 21-2348 (775 amino acids)
Molecular function (GO): protein binding
Source: RefSeq, a predicted model, not a curated record